AUGAUUGGCUAUGUGGUUGCUCCCUACGUCUCCCAGACCCCUCAAUUGAAGGUAAGCAACAUCAUCACAAUGGCUAAUGAUGAGUACCACCAUUUGGUUAGUUACUUGAAAGCAUGGAGGGGUAAGAUGGCCGCCAUGGAGAGCGUUUAUGGUAGCUGGAAGACAACCUACAACGAGCUCCCUCGGUUCCUUAAUGUCAUGGCCAGUACAAAUGUCGGAAGUAUAGUUGUGGUUGAGGUUGUUCCACAUCAUAAAGAGAGGGGUACAUCGACAUUUGUUCGUGCAUUUUGGUGCCUAAAAGCAAUGAUUGAUGGUUGGCAGUAUGCACGGCCAGUUAUUUCCAUUGAUGGUACAUUUCCUAAGGAAAAGUAUAAUGGGAAAUUGCUCGUAGCGGUGGGAGUCGACUCUAAUAACGACCAAUAUCCCAUAUGCUUCGCCCUUGUUGAUGAGGAAACAACUGAAAAUUGGUCUUGGUUUCUACGUCUUUUACGUAGACAUGUAUGCCGAGAUAGAUUAGGGGUUUGUAUUAUAUCUGACCGUGCGACGGGGAUCCUUGCUGCAAUGAAUGACGAAGAUAGUGGUUUUACCCCGCCGAUGGACUAUCACAGAUUCUGCCUCCAUCAUGUUAGGAGCAACUUCUCCAAGGCAUACCCGGGAAAGGAGCUUAAAAUGUACAUGUGGCUAGCCGGCAAUACGCCACAGAUUAGGAAACAUGAUGCCUACAUGAAGAAGAUUGGGGAGCUUUCUCCGCAAGGCUUGAGGUGGUUGCAAGGGAUAAGUCCAACCCUCUGGACUAUUUGUCAUGACACAGGCCACGCUCGUUACGGCCAAGCUACCACAAACAUCACGGAGAGCUUGAAGUGUGCAGGGAACGUUGUGCACUAG
This is a messenger RNA of Daucus carota subsp. sativus, 885 nucleotides long. RefSeq lists its product as uncharacterized. Bases 1 to 885 code for a protein of 294 amino acids. The record is from RefSeq and is a predicted model, not a curated record. NCBI's taxonomy places the organism in Eukaryota, Viridiplantae, Streptophyta, Magnoliopsida, Apiales, Apiaceae. The transcript has 2 exons.